GCGACAUCUGGCAUUGGCGGGAGACUAAACAGAGAGAGAGAGAGGCAUCCUCCACUGGCCUAUCAGCCAGCCAGUUCUAGCCAGUCACCGGGGAUCCCUAGCCACCGUUGGAACCCCCUUCCCCCUCUUCCUUCCCUCGUUCAAGCCACUUAGCCUCUCUGCCUCUCCUUUUAGUCUCUCAUCGGAUGGAUGGAUAUAGCACUGGAAUCCCCUCCGCAACCCGCCUCCAUUGGCUACCUCUGGGAUGGAUAGAGAUAUGAUAGCAAUGCAAUAGGACUGGGAUCUCCUCUUUGAGAACCAUUUGUCUUCCAUUGGCUGUAUAGAGAUAGAUAGAGAUACUGUGGUUAAAGGGAGGCACCUACAGUACCUAAGAGAUAGUUUCUACCUACGUAGCUACAAGCUUCCUACCUACUUAUAUAUAUAUAUACUGCUGUUCAGGGGAAUACCGUCUACUGCUGAAGGAAAUACAGUCGCUAUCAAACUAGCUGCUGUGACUGGGGAAGAUAUCACUGGGAGAUUCCAGAAAUUAGGAAGAGCCCACGGCGGGGGUCUAGGUGCUCGUCUUGGUGGGGGUUAUCGUUGAUCUGUCAUCUGUGACUCUGUGAAGAACCACCAAAGAGGCUAAAAGACCAAGAUAGAAGAGAUGGAGACAUGUCCGUUGGUUGCUGAGGAAAGAAAGCCUUGGUUUUGCCUAUUCAGACAGGGCUUCUGCUGAGGACAGCCAGGGGUAACAGCUACAGUAUAGCACCAUGCCUGAAGCCAACACCAUGCUCUGUGUCUCCUGGGGGUACAUCAAGUUCAAGAGGAUGUUGAACCGGGAGCUGACCCACCUGUCAGAGAUGAGUCGCUCCGGCAACCAGGUGUCAGAGUUCAUCUCCAACACCUUCCUUGACAAGCAGAAUGAGUUGGAGUUGCCGUGCCCUAUGGCCAAGACCAGGGAGAGGAAGAAGAGAACCCACCACCAGACCCAGCAGGGGGGUCAGACUCCGGGUCAAGGGACGAUGACCCAGAUCAGUGGGGUCAGGAAGGUCAGCCAAACCCCCGUGCUCCAAGGCUGCAGCGUCAGCCGCUUUGGGGUCAAAACAGACCAGGAGGACCUGCUGUCUAAGGACCUCGAGGACAUCAACAAGUGGGGUCUGAACAUCUUCAGGGUGGCCGAGCACUCCCACAACCGCCCGCUCACWUGCACCAUGUACACCAUCUUCCAGGAGCGAGACUUGAUGAAGACGUUCAAGAUCCCUGCGGACACAUUCGUGACCUUCAUGUUGACCCUGGAAGCGCACUACCACUCAGACGUAGAAUACCACAACAGCCUCCACGCUGCAGACGUGGCCCAGUCCACACACAUCCUGCUCGCCACACCCGCUCUGGACGCCGUCUUCACAGAUCUGGAGAUCUUGGCGGCCAUCUUUGCGGCAGCCAUCCAUGACGUGGACCAUCCUGGUGUCUCCAACCAGUUCCUCAUUAACACCAACUCCGAGCUAGCCCUGAUGUAUAACGACGAGUCGGUCCUGGAGAACCACCACCUGGCCGUGGGCUUCAAGCUGCUGCAGGAGGACAACUGUGACAUCUUCCAGAACCUGACCAAAAAACAACGCCAGUCCCUCAGGAGAAUGGUCAUAGACAUGGUACUGGCUACUGACAUGUCCAAACACAUGAGCCUGCUGGCGGACCUGAAGACCAUGGUGGAGACCAAGAAGGUGACCAGCUCUGGAGUGCUGCUGCUGGACAACUACACAGACAAAAUACAGGUGAUGCGUAACAUGGUUCACUGCGCAGACCUGAGCAAUCCGACCAAGCCCCUGGACCUGUACCGCCAGUGGACCGACCGCAUCAUGAACGAGUUCUCCCACCAGGGAGACCGGGAGAGGGAGAGAGGCAUCGAGAUCAGCCCCAUGUGUGARAAGCAUACGGCUUCAGUGGAGAAGAGCCAGGUGGGCUUCAUAGACUACAUCGUCCACCCUCUGUGGGAGACGUGGGCUGACCUGGUGCACCCUGACGCCCAGGAUAUCCUGGAUACCCUGGAAGACAACAGGAACUGGUACCAGAGCAUGAUCCCCCAGAGCCCCUCUCCCCCCUUCUGCACCGGAGAGGGGGAGGGAGAGGGCGGAGAAGGAGGUCACAAGUUCCAGUUUGAGCUGACGCUAGAUGACGGACAGGAUGAGGAUGGACAGAUAGGAAGGGAGGACGGCGAGAGGGGGACAGAAGGGGGACGGUCGCCAAUGGACCAGGGUGGAGUAGAGAUGGAGAUGCGUGGGGCUUCCCCCACAUAACAAGCCUUGACCGUGAUCUUUAUAAAAGCACCAGUUUUAGGCUGUGUUUGGCAUCUUGUUUUAUUGCAGUGGAGGAAUCCUGCAAUCUGGCUCUUUGGAGCUGCUCUGCCUGUGCGCGAGGGCCUGWCUGACUUAGGGCCCCUGCAGAAGAGGGUGGGGGACCCCAAUACUUGUUUUGGGAACUCUCAGAAAGAAGAUUAUGAUGAGUUGAAGAGAGUGAUGCCUUGAAGGAGUGCUGUUGAACUGCUGUGUGGCAGAAGUACCAUAUCUUGGUCCUUAGCCAGAUACUACAAUCUUUGCUCUGACAAAUAAAAUGAAGCUAAUUUACGCUAAGAGACAAUGGUGUUCAAUUGGGACAAGAUGAGAGACACUUGCACUUCAGAACGAUUGUUGUUCUUCGUGACUAUUUUCGGGUAUAUGUUCUGUUUUGUAACGGGAUUGGAUGGGAUGUUGCCGGGUAGCGUUCAAAGUUCAAGCUAGUGGUCCACAGGUAUUUGUAACACAGAAGGUUUACCCAUUUGUAACAGGUGUCUAAAGACUUUUGUGUGCCUUUUUUUAUGACAGUGUCUUUUGAAUGUAAUUUUAUAAUUUAUUUAACAGUUUUAAGUCGUUAUUAUAAAAUGUUUGUUUUCUACCCACAACUAAUCUAUUUGUCUCUCGAUAGAGAGAAAUUCUUCCGGUCUUCCUUAUGUCUUCUCAGCAAUAGUGUAUUCCGAAUUGUGCUUUGUGGACUUUCCAAAAUCGUGGGACUUCCCAGCACAAGUUGCACUUUUUUUUUGCAAGGGUUGAGAGUUAGAACAGUGUUUCAACUAAAGAGUCAGGUUAUUCUUUCAACGCCCAACUCAUAGCACUAUGCGCUCAACGUUAAACGUUACGUGUUAUCUCCCAAAUCUCAAGUCAAUAUUAACAAACGCCACAUAAGUUCGAUAUUCACAGCAAAGCUGUGGCAAACCUGCUCCUUAUUAUUUUACGUAUUUGCCUACCAUAAAGCAGUUAUCUCCAUCGUUCAAAUUUUCCCAGUGGGAAAAAUCAAUGAAAGUCAAUGUAAACUAUCCUAACCAAUAAGCUCCAAAGAUGACCUGAUAAAAGCACUUUAACAGCCAGAUGGAACUCAGUCCAGGUGUUGUGCCACAUCUGAUUAGCACUUAAAUAAAUAUCUUAAUAUUCUUUCGCCAAAACAUCUAAUUUUGAGUAUCUCCCUUCCGAGAAUGGAAGUCCAGUAGAUGGAAUCUAAUUCAUGCACAGUAUUAAAGACAAUUAAGGCCCAUCAAAUUAACCAUUGAGUGGUUUCUUUCCAAAGAGAAAGAGAAACAUCCCACGUCACAUGAUAUUUUGAAGCCCUAGACUAGCCUUGUGACGGUCAACCAAUGUCAAAAAACAAACCUCCAUACAACAAUAUUUGACAUCAGAUGAUGAUAUACUUUUGGUUGCCAGGUCCCUCUUGAGGUGUCCACCGCUAACAAACACAUCUCUCGAGGUUUGGCAGAAAUCACAGAGCAACAAACACAAUGAAACUAAACCAAAAACAAAUAGCAUCUUUUUAAAAGGUGAUUCAUUGUUAAUUUAAUGUCACCUAAAAGGUCCCCUGUAGGAAGUGGAGAUACUGAAGUGAAAUGUUUAAAAAAUAAUAAAAWAAUCCACGAUUUCUGUCCAGCACUUUGACGAGCUGGAUAGCUCAGCACCUAGUUGCUCUUCUGUCAACAAUACAUCUAAAUGGUACUGCCAUGGAAACUGCACCACUCAGCUUCUACAGUGUGGGGAGAUCAGCUUAUCAUCACUAGAUGACAAUACUUCCCUUGUUGACUGUGUGUGUGUGUGUGUGUGUGUGUGUGUGUGUGUGUGUGUGUGUGUGUGUAUGAGGAUAACUUAGCUGCACAAUCUCCUCUUCCAUGCACCUAGUCCUAUGUCAAUCCAUGAACUGUUUGAAACAGUGUAUUUAUGACUUUGAUCUGUAAAUAGAAUCAUAUUCACAAAAAGUAUGUUUGGUAUAAUUUAUAUGCACUACCAUUACCUGUCGAAACAAGUGAAAUAUUUGUAAUAAUGUAUAAUACUCAAGUUUUUGCAGAUUUCCACAGAACAUUCUUAAACAUCUGUGUUACUUGGCAGAAAACUGAGGUGGUUGGCAGAAACGUAAUUCCUCGGUUUCCAUUGUUUUCCUGUUAURUGGAGCCAUAUGAAGGCUACAUUGAACCUAUAUGAUGUAUGGUGACGGGUCAUUGUACAGCUAGCUGUAUGUUUAUUGAAAUAUUACAUUGUUUAAGAUGUACCGAUAUUUCCCAUGUGUUUCUCAGAAGUCUCACACAAUGCAUGGCAAGGUAUUGUAUAUUGUGUUCAACAAAUCUUUUUUAUGAAAUUAUUAAAAUGAGCAUGAAUUUACACUAUG
Molecule: messenger RNA, 4656 nt
Organism: Salvelinus sp. IW2-2015
Lineage: Eukaryota; Metazoa; Chordata; Actinopteri; Salmoniformes; Salmonidae
Product: 3',5'-cyclic-AMP phosphodiesterase 4B
Biological process (GO): signal transduction
Cellular component (GO): perinuclear region of cytoplasm; cytosol; nucleus
Molecular function (GO): 3',5'-cyclic-AMP phosphodiesterase activity; transmembrane transporter binding
Source: RefSeq, a predicted model, not a curated record